AUGUUCCACUUUGAUGGAUGGUCAAAACCGGAGCACCCUGGCCCUCCACUUGAUCCGGAGGGCCUUGUGGAAAAUAACGGGUGCUCGGCUGGACCAAAUGAGGUAAGAUUUUUUUGUUUUGGGAACUGCUUGACUUUGAUUUAAUCUAAAGUAAUAUAAUUUUAUUUUCAGCCAAUGCCAAACAAGUCCAUGAAGGAACAAGAAACUAAGGUGGAGCACCCUAGCCCCCCGAAUGAGCCCGGGGGCCGUUGGAAGAUAAAAAUGGGUGCUCACCUUUUGUUCCGGUCUCAGUACGUCUUUGACCGAACCUUGGUCGACCGGCACCCUGGCCCUCCACUUGAUCCGGAGGGCCUUGUUGAAAAUAACGGGUGCUCGGCAGAACCAAAUGAAGUAAGAAUUUUUUGUUUUCGGAACUGCUUGACUUUAGUCUAAAGUAAUAUAAAGUUUUAUUUGGCGGCGUGGCCGGUUCUGGAUCGUCUAAUUCCGACAUACUCCUUAGGUCUUUAUUAGAUAUACCAAAAUGCAAAAUACAAUAAUAAACAUAAAAUAGAACCCCAAAACCACGGAGUGCCCCUCGGCCCCAUCCUCUCGGAGGGCCUAAAUAUGCGAUCCGAGGGUCACCUCCCUCUAACCUCUCGGUCACAUCGACUGGCCAACCGAUCGGGCAUUCGCCUCGAUCGGGCCGUUGACCUAGUUUCAAGAUCGAGUAAAGGGGCGGAGUCUGAACCCUUAACUCCUCCGGGCCUUUUAGAAAUUGCUUGUCCUCAAGCAAUAUGUACGGGUACUAUAUGUGACAAGACGAGCUCUUUCUUGAGCACUUAUUAUAUCUCAAAUAUAUAGACUGGGGACAAUAAAAAUUGGCAGAAAGACUAGAUUAAAUCGUAACAAUCUAUAAUACAAAUUAUGAAUAUGAAUUACAUCGUUAUCCGAAAUGUUCCGAUGAAAUUCCUUGAUGACGCUGAACUGAGGGCUGGCUGGCUGGUUGGUUAUACUUUGCUCGGCCACCAUCGGUCUGGUCUGUUUGCUGUUGAAUUCAGUUGUCGAUGAAAUGGGUCGAAUAGUUUUCCAACGUUCCUUUCUGCGGGGUUUUUGGAAAAUCAUCGUCCUCGAUGAUCCAACGAAUUCUUCCAUGUAUAUUCAGCUUUAAACGUAGCUAUACGAAAAACAGCUGGUGGUCUUUGGAUAAAGAUUUAAUUUUCUCCAAAAACUCUACCACUGAACUAAAUUUUGGCAUCUUCAAUUUCUUUCUUUGGUCUAUUAUGACACACAAGCUAGAAAUGGAUGCAAUAUCAAUUGGCACACAUGUUUGCUAGUGUAGGUGGAACUUGUCGCAAUCGGUUGCUUGCACUUGCGAAACCAUGAAGCCACUUGAUUUAUAAACCUGAGUUUCCUCUUUUGGACAUUUUACAACGCAACGGUUCCGGGAAACGCUUGAGGUUGUUGUGCCAAAGGGUUACUAACGAUUUGUUUUUUUUUUAUCCAUGAUCCAAUUGAUUGUCUUUAUCUGGUUUUUUUUUUUGACGAAUUAUUUUGUCAUGAAACACCGAACAGACGCAUCAACUAGGAUUCUGGCCAAGCCGGCUAAAGCCGUGCUCGACUUGAGAUUCCAACUGUCGGCCCCUUCAAAAAAUGGACCGAUAGAUGGCACUCUUAUAGCUUGCCUCUUUCUCGGUCGUGAAGACCGGGGGCAGCGGAUCGUCAAUUUCAAUUUUAAAUUUAGAAUUCAUGACUACACGGAUAAAAUUUUUUUGGAUUUUUUUUUUGAUAGAUACUAACUACACUAAAGAGAAAAGAAUAGACUCAGAAAAAUAAACAACAGUGAACCUGAAAAACCUACGAACUCAAUAGCUCAACUAUGUGCAGCAAGCUGCCUACUAUUAAACUGGGUUUAAUAAAUAGUUUACUUACCUGGAGUUUCUUGAGGGUAUGGUUUCCUUGGCAGCUGAUGAUAUGAAGUCACGUUCCACGAGGUGUUGGUGAGUAGAUGUGACAAUUCUCCUGAGCCUUCCUCUUCUUUGGCCUUCCGUCUGGUGGCCAGGUCGCGUCUUUGGCCUUACGGAUUAAUGACUUAACGGGCCGCGACCGUAUUUUACAACCCCAGCAGAGGGCAACUGCUGUUGCGCUGCCUCUCUGUCGUAAAUCGGGCGAAUGGCUCGCCAAGUGGCGACCCAAUUUUAAUACGGGCAGAGGGUACCUGAAUUUACAGCGCCUCUCUGUCGUAAAUACCGACAGAAAUUUUGUCGACCAGAUGCGGCUGGCCAGGGACACUACCGUAAUUGAGGAUAAAGAAAAUUUUGAAAUUAAAGGUAUAUCUAACUAAACCUAAGAAAUAUGAACACCUACAACCCAUCCCAUGACCGGUUGGGAUCUAGCGAAACGAGGCCCCAUUUAGAAACCGCCAUAGACCGGCAUUCGCGACUACCGGCUAUAAUAACGGCCUCAUCUCCCCCGCUCUCUACGUGGCUGGAGGAGCUACCGUUGAGGACAGCUACUGUCUCGACAAUGGUCGAGAGCCGCGAAGACUAACUGAAGACCUCGCAACCUAG
Molecule: messenger RNA, 2546 nt
Organism: Bursaphelenchus xylophilus (pine wood nematode)
Lineage: Eukaryota; Metazoa; Nematoda; Chromadorea; Rhabditida; Aphelenchoididae
Source: the annotation of a GenBank genome assembly